This is a messenger RNA of Enhydra lutris kenyoni (northern sea otter), 3724 nucleotides long. RefSeq names its product sortilin related VPS10 domain containing receptor 1. Bases 13 to 3519 code for a protein of 1168 amino acids. Gene Ontology annotation, cellular component: Golgi apparatus; membrane. The transcript is spliced from 26 exons. The record is from RefSeq and is a predicted model, not a curated record. Gene Ontology annotation, biological process: post-Golgi vesicle-mediated transport. Lineage: Eukaryota; Metazoa; Chordata; Mammalia; Carnivora; Mustelidae. Gene Ontology annotation, molecular function: protein binding.
UCCGCUCCCGCGAUGGGAAAAGUUGGCGCCGCCGGCGGCUCCCCAGCCCGGCUGAGCGCGCUCCUCGCCGGCGCGGGGCUCUUGGUCCUCUGCGUCCCGGGCGCCUGCGGCGGCGGCUCCUGCUGCCCCCAGCUGCCUCCCGGCUCGGCCCCACGCUGGGCUCCGACCCCAGGGGGCUUCCUUCUCCAGGGGCCGCGAGACAGAGCUGCUGCCACGCCCCUGCCCCUCCUUGGGCGCCCCCUGUUCGCAGUGGCCCCCGGAGACCGAGCGCUGUCCCUGGAGCGGGCCCCUGGCACCGGGGCGUCCGUGGCGGUCGCCCCACGCUCUGGCCGGCGGAGACGGAGCGAAGCGGAUCCCGGCAAGGCAGAACGGGGAGAGGGCGCGAGUCGAAGCCCCCGGGGAGUGCUAAGGGAUGGAGGGCAGCAGGAACCUGGGACUUUGGAGCGGGACCCGGACAAAGCCACUCGCUUCCGGAUGGAGGAGUUGAGACUGACCAGCACCACGUUCCCGCUGACAGGCGACUCCGCACACAACCAAGCCAUGGUCCACUGGUCUGGCCACAACAGCAGUGUGAUUCUCAUUUUGACAAAGCUCUAUGACUAUAACCUGGGGAGCAUCACUGAGAGCUCGCUUUGGAGGUCAACUGAUUAUGGAACGACUUACGAGAAGCUGAAUGAUAAAGUUGGGCUGAAAACAAUUCUAAGCUAUCUCUACGUGUGUCCUACCAACAAGCGUAAGAUUAUGUUACUCACAGACCCGGAGAUCGAGAGCAGCUUACUCAUCAGCUCCGAUGAGGGGGCCACCUAUCAAAAGUACCGGCUCAACUUCUACAUCCAAAGCUUGCUUUUCCACCCCAAGCAGGAGGACUGGAUUCUGGCAUACAGCCAAGACCAGAAGUUAUACAGCUCUGCUGAAUUUGGGAGAAGGUGGCAGCUUAUCCAGGAAGGGGUCGUACCUAACAGGUUCUACUGGUCUGUGAUGGGGUCAAAUAAGGAACCAGAUCUUGUGCAUCUCGAGGCCAGGACUGUAGAUGGUCAUUCACAAUACCUGACUUGCCGAAUGCAGAACUGCACAGAGGCCAACAGAAAUAAACCUUUCCCAGGCUACAUUGACCCAGACUCUUUGAUUGUCCAGGAUGAUUAUGUGUUUGUUCAGCUGACAUCAGGAGGACGGCCACAUUACUACGUGUCCUACCGAAGGAAUGCGUUUGCCCAGAUGAAGCUGCCCAAAUAUGCUUUGCCCAAGGACAUGCAUGUCAUCAGCACGGAUGAGAAUCAAGUGUUUGCAGCGGUUCAAGAAUGGAACCAAAAUGACACCUACAACCUCUAUAUCUCAGACACCCGUGGGGUCUAUUUUACACUGGCCUUGGAGAACGUUCAGAGCAGCAGGGGUCCAGAGGGCAACAUCAUGAUCGACCUCUAUGAGGUAGCAGGGAUAAAGGGAAUGUUCUUGGCUAACAAGAAGAUUGACAACCAAGUGAAGACUUUCAUCACGUACAACAAAGGCCGAGACUGGCGUUUGCUACAGGCACCGGACACGGAUCUAAGGGGGGACCCUGUGCACUGCUUACUGCCCUAUUGUUCACUACACCUUCACCUUAAGGUCUCUGAGAAUCCCUACACAUCAGGGAUCAUUGCCAGCCGAGACACAGCGCCCAGCAUCAUAGUGGCUUCAGGUAAUAUAGGUUCUGAAUUAUCAGACAGCGACAUCAGCAUGUUUGUCUCAUCAGACGCAGGGAACACCUGGAGGCAGAUCUUUGAAGAGGAGCACAGUGUUUUAUAUCUGGACCAGGGUGGAGUCCUGGUGGCUAUGAAGCACACGUCACUCCCGAUUCGACAUCUCUGGUUGAGUUUUGAUGAAGGGAGAUCUUGGAGCAAGUACAGUUUCACAUCUAUUCCACUUUUUGUGGAUGGGGUUCUGGGUGAGCCUGGGGAGGAGACUCUAAUCAUGACCGUGUUUGGACACUUCAGCCACCGCUCCGAAUGGCAGCUGGUCAAGGUGGACUACAAGUCCAUUUUCGACCGACGGUGUGCCGAGGAAGACUACAGACCCUGGCAGCUGCACAGCCAGGGGGAAGCAUGCAUCAUGGGAGCAAAAAGGAUAUACAAGAAACGAAAAUCAGAGCGUAAGUGUAUGCAAGGGAAGUAUGCAGGAGCUAUGGAAUCUGAACCCUGUGUCUGCACAGAGGCUGAUUUUGACUGUGACUAUGGGUAUGAGCGACACAGCAAUGGUCAGUGUCUGCCAGCAUUUUGGUUCAACCCGUCUUCUCUGUCAAAGGACUGCAGCUUAGGACAGAGUUAUCUCAACAGUACUGGGUAUAGGAAAGUGGUUUCCAAUAACUGCACAGACGGAGUGCGAGAGCAGUACACCGCCAAACCGCAGAAGUGUCCCGGGAAGGCCCCGCGGGGGCUGCGCAUCGUGACCGCGGACGGAAAGUUGACAGCGGAGCAAGGGCACAACGUUACUCUCAUGGUGCAGCUGGAAGAGGGUGACGUCCAGAGGACACUCAUCCAAGUGGACUUCGGUGACGGCAUUGCGGUGUCUUACGUCAACCUCAGCUCCAUGGAGGACGGGAUCAAACACGUCUAUCACAACGUGGGCAUCUUCCGAGUGACGGUGCAGGUGGACAACAGUCUGGGCUCUGACAGCGCCGUCCUGUACUUACAUGUAACUUGUCCCCUGGAACACGUACACCUGUCUCUUCCUUUCGUCACCACAAAGAACAAAGAGGUCAAUGCAACGGCAGUGCUGUGGCCCAGCCAAGUGGGCACCCUCACUUACGUGUGGUGGUAUGGAAAUAACACGGAGCCUCUGAUCACCUUGGAGGGGAGCAUAUCAUUCAAGUUUACUUCUGAGGGGAUGAACACCAUCACAGUGCAGGUCUCAGCUGGGAAUGCCAUCCUGCAGGACACGAAGACCAUCGCAGUGUACGAGGAAUUCCGAUCCCUUCGCCUGUCCUUCUCUCCGAACCUGGAUGACUACAACCCAGAUAUCCCCGAGUGGAGGAGGGACAUCAGCCGAGUCAUCAAAAAAUCCCUGGUGGAAGCCACAGGCAUCCCAUCCCAGCACAUCCUGGUGGCGGUGCUCCCUGGCUUGCCCACCGCGGCGGAGCUCUUUGUCUUGCCCUAUCAGGAUCCAACGGGAGAAAACAAACAGUCGGCUGAGGACCUGGAGCAGAUAUCAGAACUGCUGAUCCACAAGCUCAACCAGAACUCGGUGCACUUUGAGCUGAAGCCCGGGGUCCAAAUCCUUGUCCACGCAGCCCACUUAACAGCAGCCCCGCUGGUGGACCUCACUCCAACCCACAGUGGAUCCGCCAUGCUGAUGCUGCUCUCGGUGGUGUUCGUGGGGCUGGCCGUGUUUGUCAUCUACAAGUUUAAAAGGAGAGUAGCUUUACCCUCCCCUCCCUCCCCUUCUACUCAACCUGGUGACUCAUCUCUCCGAUUGCAAAGAGCAAGACACGCCACUCCACCUCCAACGCCAAAGCGGGGAUCUGCUGGGGCACAAUUUGCAAUUUAAGGAAAACCCCCAAAGGCUACAGGCGACCUGCUGAUCAGGAAAGAAUUUCGCUCUUGUCAAGUGCACCAUCCUUCCUGACCACUAACUCUAUGUUUUUUUUCUUUCCUUUGUUGUUCUGUUUCCUAUUUUGCCAGGAAGUAUUUCCAUAGUUGCUGAGAAUCAAAGCACAAAAGAAAUCCCUACCUAUGUAAAUGUUUGAAUGGAG